GAGCAGUCAGUCCAAAUGGGGUGGAUGUGGCAAUUAAUUGGAAAAGUGUCAUUCCUUGUAAUGUAUCAGGUGGAAGGACUCAAAAAGUGACAGAAAUAGUUUCAUUACAAAAUUACUAUUUUCCUAAGACCGGAUGAACUCUUGAAAUACCAUUCAUUCUUCGAUCACCUAAUAAAAGUAACAAUUCGAUUUGAAAACUCAGUGGGUAUUCUGAGGAGGAGGCACAGUGAAGCAAUGAUUGCUAGAAUAAUUCUCCUGCAGUGUUUUCUGGCCCUGAAUGUUGUGCGAGUUCUCGGCUACGGUUAUUCUUGGAAAGAGUGCACAUGGAAGAGAGAAGAUCCGAAAGAUAAAGGCAUCAUAUGGGUCAGUUGAUCUACAUUAGCGUUUGUUAGCAAAGAGGCCUCUUCUUCAAUAUGUUACUAAAACCAUUUUGCUCAUACUAUCGACGCAGAAAAAAAGCAGCCGAAAACGAAAAACAAACAAUGUCAUCCUUGUUGGUUUUACCUCAGAGUCUUCCUCCAUUUUAUUCUUCUACGAAUAAUUGAAGAAAAGUAGAGGAGUAAAGAUUUAUUUGUAAACUGACGCACUGGAAAUUCUGUUGAAGGACUGACGGAUAAGGCCAACGGAUUUCAAUUUGUACCUUUCCUUAAGUAUCAUUUUGAAAGGUUGUGGGAAAGUUUGAAGAAUUAAUCUUAGACACUGGUGCACUCCGACAGGUAUUGUAGUAUUUCUGACCUUCAUGUGCAUGUUUAGGCAAGCUUGGUGUUUGAUCGAUUGCUCUCUUAACAGGCCUGUGAGUUCCAGAAACAAGUCAGUUACACAGCCCUUCGUGUAUAUUAUUCUGGAAAUAUCAGAAUCUCUGGAUGUCAUCACUGUUGUAAUCGGUGGUAUUUCACAUUUAACGGUGUCGAGUGCAGUACUCCUGGGCCAAUAGAAGGCGCUCUGUACCAGGCCCACGCCGGAAAUCUCAACAGUCACGUGCACGGUCACAUUGAAGGUCACUGCCAUAACGUACAGGAGGGAGGGGUGAAAGUAGAAGUAAGAAUCGGUCCUUGCCUUGGCACAGGGAUACCAUUGGGGAAUGGUCACACAGGCUUUGCCACAUUGUCAAGAAUCUUUAUUGAAGAGGUGACAUUGUAUGCAACAUAA
This is a messenger RNA of Pocillopora meandrina, 1149 nucleotides long. The record is from the annotation of a GenBank genome assembly. NCBI's taxonomy places the organism in Eukaryota, Metazoa, Cnidaria, Anthozoa, Scleractinia, Pocilloporidae.